Molecule: messenger RNA, 1869 nt
Organism: Spea bombifrons (plains spadefoot toad)
Lineage: Eukaryota; Metazoa; Chordata; Amphibia; Anura; Pelobatidae
Product: vomeronasal type-2 receptor 26-like
Exons: 5
Coding region: 1-1869 (622 amino acids)
Biological process (GO): G protein-coupled receptor signaling pathway
Cellular component (GO): membrane
Molecular function (GO): G protein-coupled receptor activity
Source: RefSeq, a predicted model, not a curated record
AUGUUCUUGGAGAUCUUCUUCUGGUCCACAGUUGGAACAUCGGCUCCUGGGUGUCUUCUUAGUGGGAAAAAAUGCGUGUUUGAGUAUAAAUAUUACCAGAAAGGAGACAUCAUCAUUGGAGGAGUUUUUACUGUAAAUACCGAUUUAAGGGAACUGGUUAAUCGUGAUGGGACACCUGGACCUGAACUAAUGCUGUGUACAUAUAUAGACCUCACACAAUACAAGAAUCUCCUGGCUUUCACCUUUGCCGUUGAUGAGAUUAACCGAGAUCCGGAUCUUUUACCCGAUAUCACCCUGGGUUACCACGCGUACGAUUCUUGCGGAAGCGCACAAAAAGCCAUAAAAGACGUCAUCCAAAUAUUGUCUGGAACUGAGUGGGAAAUUCCGAAUUAUUCCUGCCCGGGACGGGGUAACAUUGCCGGGUUUAUUGGGGAUCGACAAUCUCUCACGACGCUCCCCAUGGCACAAAUCCUGAGUGUGUACGGAUACCCCCAGAUAAGCUACGGGACAUCUGAUCCACAGCUCAGUGACAGAGUAUCUUAUCCUUACUUCUUCCGAACUCUUCAAGAUGAGCAGACUCGUUACGAAGGCAUCUUAAUCUUCUUGGAACAUUUUGAUUGGAAUUGGGUUGGAAUAAUCACCUCAGGUGAUGAGCGUGGAGAGAGGGAGCUCAGUGAGUUGAGUCGCGUGAUCACCAGGAGUGGGAUCUGCAUUGAGUUUAUCAUUACAAUGUCAGAUUUCUUUGCAAAUGAUCUAAAGGAUUUUGCUAUUAUCAAGAAAGCAAGGAGCCAAGUUGUUCCAAAGGCUCGAUGUAAUGACUAUUGUCCUCCGGGAUCCAGAAAAGCCCCUGGUAGAGGGUAUCGCACUUGCUGCUACCGCUGUGUUCCAUGUUCAGAGGGGGAAGUGUCCAAUAAGAUUGACAGUGACAUCUGCCAGAAAUGCCCUGAUAACGAAUGUCCAGACCAGAAAAAAAUAAAGUGCGUUCCGAAGAAUUAUGAAUUUCUGUCGUACAAAGAGGAUAUUAUGGCUCUGGUCUUUUCAGUUCUUUCUGUAACAUUUUCAUUAAUGACAAUUUUUGUACUGGGAAUAUUUAUUUAUUUUCGGGACACCCCCAUUGUCAGAGCCAAUAAUCGGAACCUCAGCUUCAUCCUCCUGGUGUCCCUCAUGCUGAGCUUCCUCUGUGUGUUUCUGUUCGUCGGUCGUCCUGUGGAUAUCACCUGCAGGCUGCGCCAAACUGCUUUUGGAGUCCUCUUCUCAUUAGCCGUGUCAACUCUGUUGGCCAAAACCAUCAUGGUUUGUAUCGCUUUCAAAGCUACCAAACCUGGCAGCUUCUGGAGAAAAUGGUUUGGGAUCAAAGUGUCUAAUUCUGUUGUCCUAAUAUGUUCCUUUGUCCAGAUUUUAAUUAAUAGCAUCUGGUUGUCAAUUUCUCCUCCUUUUAAUGAGCUGGACAUGCACACGUCACCAGUUAAGAUCAUUGUUCAGUGUAAUGAGGGUUCGGUUAUCGCCUUCUACUGUGUCCUGGGUUAUAUGGGGCUUCUGGCAGCUGUUAGUUUUAUUAUAGCUUUUUUAGCCCGGACAUUACCGGACAGUUUUAAUGAGGCCAAGUACAUCACCUUCAGCAUGCUGGUGUUCUGCAGCGUUUGGAUUGCGAUGAUCCCGGCCUAUCUCAGCACCAAAGGGAAGAACAUGGUGGCCGUGGAGAUUUUUGCCAUUCUGGCUUCGAGCGCUGGGAUAUUGGGCUGUAUAUUUUUCCCCAAGUGUUACAUAUUGUUAAUGAAGCCAGAAAUGAACACUAAAACACAUCUGUUAGAGAUAAAGAGUAAGCAUACGGUAAAUCUUACUUUUCUUGUUAAAGGAAGUCAACCUUAG